Messenger RNA from Funneliformis mosseae, 336 nucleotides. The record is from the annotation of a GenBank genome assembly. Lineage: Eukaryota; Fungi; Glomeromycota; Glomeromycetes; Glomerales; Glomeraceae.
AUGGGUGUCAAACAAAUUUCAAGGCAACCUAAUGAUAACGUUGAUGAAUGGACUCAAAAAGAUUUCUUUUUACCCAAGGAAUUGCAGGAAAACAUUAUUUUGUACCAUAUGGUACCUGGGCAUGCACCAAAGUUUAAAACAUUAACGUCAAGUUUUGCAAAGAAUGUGAGUAAUGAUAUUGAUUCUAAAUUAUUUGAACAAAAGCAUUUUCUUACGCUUGCAAAUUCGAUAGAUGAAAAGCAUGAAACUGCUGCUUACAUUAAAAAUAUUCCAUAUAAUUUUCAACUGGUAUAUCGAACAUGUAGUCCUGGUAGUUUUUCUAUUGAUAAUAUUUAA